GCAGAGAGGAGAUGGCAAUGUUAGUCAGCUGAAAGCGCGUCCCGAAUCUAGUUCGAUCGUUGUUUCCAUAUAUACAAGAUACAAAAAAAUUUUACUUAUUUAGAAACACACAGAGUGAGGAGAGGCAUAAUAAGGCACAAAUUUAUUUAUCCAGAGAGAAGUGUGUUGUUGUUGAAAGAUAUUUUCGUGUGCUGUGUGCGCGCUCAAGAGCUGCGGGGAAGAGAUUUGACGAAAAAACCUGAUAAACGGCUGUUGAUAACGAACAAUACAACACUACAAAUCUUUAUCGCAUACAUUUUUCUUAAAAUAUUUAACAAAUAUUAAGGGGCAAUUGGUGAGGCAUCGUCGCGUGAGGACUGUAUUUAAUAAUUUUUUUGGGGAGAGAAACUACUGUGAAGGUGACCUACAUUGAAUUUCUCUGAGCUACAAGACUGAGGGUUGCAUUCUGAAGAUUUGGUGGAUUGAAUUUGCUUUUCUGUGAUCUCGAGAGAGCUGCAAAGAAGACACACAGUCAACACAAGACUUUGCCAAUAACAAGAAGAAAAAGAAAAAGAACAGCCCAAUCUCGACACACCGCCCAGGACAAAAGCGCACGAAAAGUCUCGAGAGAAAGUCGGGAUUCACUGUAUAAUGUUCAAUACAUUGGCAUCGUAUUUGUUGGGAAAUUCGAUCAGUAGCAGCAGCACUUGUGGGACGAAAAAGGAGCAAGAGGAGAAGCACGACAAUCGAACUGGAGACGCGGAUUCACCGUCAGCUGAUCAACACAAUCUACUGCACACCGUUGCUGACGACGAUUACGACGACUGGCUCUUGGUGGAGCGUGACAACAUUGCCGAGGACGACGUCAGCCUCCCGCGCACGGAUUCUGAGGAGGAGUUGCCCAUUGUUGAGAUAAAGAACAGCCCACUGGUGACCAAGGCGCGCCACAAUCGCCAUGCCGAGCCGCCGAAUGUUGUGGGUCUCACUUCCAUGGAGGAGUCCUGGUUCGUGACGCCUCCGUCCUGCUUCACGGGCACCCAGGGACCCAUUCACAUGGAGACGUCGCCUCUCGAGAAUCUCCUGAUUGAGCACCCGAGCAUGUCUGUGUACCACAGCAUCCGGGGCCCUUCUCAGCCCAUUGAGAACGACAUGGUCGUGCUGAACUACGAGGCCGAGGAGAAUCAACCCCAUCCGGCCGACGAGAGGAUCGUCAAUCAUACAACUCGAGUCACGGCCAGGGUCAGACGCUCGGCUGGCGUUGUGUCGUUGGAGGAGAAGCAGGGCUAUUUGUAUCGCAUUGCUCAAAUGAGUCACGAGAAGAAUAUACGCCAGAAGUUGUGUCGGAAUGCACUGAUCAGAUCCAACAAGACCAAUGAGGUGAACGCCAAGAAUGGCCGCCAGAAGCGCUCGGACAAGCAACACUCUAAGAAUGCCAGUCGCGCCAACAAUAAUCGCAAGUGCUAAACUGGCACAUGACGAAAGCAAAUGGCUUUGGACUCAAAUGGUUUGGACCACUGGCGAUUAUUCCCCGGACUCUGGAGAGAGAGGGAGAAAGAAAGAGAGAGAAUCAGGGCGCGAACACUUCCCAAAAUUUCUCCUUCUCUCCCAGUUUUGAUCUCUCUUAAAGCAAAGCACACACAUUUAUAUACAAAAUAUUGCAAAGAGAGAAGGAACGUUUCUUCGUAGAUUGUCGUGUCUAUCGGUAUAAAUAUUAUUAAAAAGAAGAAGAAGAGAAAAAAAAAAA
Molecule: messenger RNA, 1723 nt
Organism: Phlebotomus argentipes
Lineage: Eukaryota; Metazoa; Arthropoda; Insecta; Diptera; Psychodidae
Gene: TP53INP
Product: tumor protein p53-inducible nuclear protein 2
Exons: 5
Coding region: 631-1443 (270 amino acids)
Biological process (GO): positive regulation of DNA-templated transcription; autophagosome assembly
Cellular component (GO): nucleus; autophagosome
Source: RefSeq, a predicted model, not a curated record